AUGUCCGUCGACAAUCCCCCAGCCGCGCACGAUUCCCAGCGCAGGACAGAGGCCUUGGUCGAUUCGGCAAACGAGGUUGUGGGACACAAUGCCCAGGCUCUGAAUACUGGGAUCCCCUACCCAUCGGCUGUAGGCCCUUCCAUCGCUCCUCCUGAUGUUACCAUCGGCAUCCCUCAAUCCGAGUCGACCCCGGCCAAACCUGCUCCCUCUGAAUACAGCGAGAAACCCUUCCGGACGUCUACCAACUCGUCCGAUAAGCUUCGUGAACCAGCUUUGGAAAAGUCAUCCACAAACGCCUCUGCCCCUACCAAAAAGUCCAAGUUUGCCCUUCACAAGUCGAAAAAGAAGGACAAGAAGACGGACAAGAAGAAGGACGACGACGAAGCCAAUGUUCUUCCUCCCGUCUCGUUUGCCGCCCUCUUCCGGUUCUCUACCUCGUUCGAGCGAGUCGGCAUGGUCCUCGGACUCUUUCUCGCUAUCGGCGCCGGUGCCGCACAGCCCCUCAUGACCCUCAUCUUUGGUCGACUCACCACAUCGUUCACAAACUUUGCCGUCAUCGUACAAGGUAUCGAGGAUAACGGUGCUUCGGUCGAUGCUGCUGCGGCUCUCGAAGCUGCCAAGGCCGAUUUGAAGCUGAAUGCCGGGCACGAUGCACUGUAUCUUUUGGCCAUCGGUGUAGGCAUGUUUUUGGCUACUUGGGCGUACAUGUUCAUCUGGAACGUUACUGGCGAGCUCAGCUCUAAACGGUUGCGCGAAAAGUAUCUUGCCGCUGUCCUCCGACAAGAAAUUGCUUACUUUGACGACCUCGGCGCCGGUGAAGUGGCCACUCGCAUCCAGACAGACUGUCACCUCGUCCAAGAAGGCACUUCUGAAAAGAUCGGUCUCGUCUUUCAAUACCUCGCCCAAUUCGUCACCGGUUUCGUCCUCGCCUUUGUCAAGUCCCCGCGUCUAGCCGGAGCGCUCUUCUCCAUCUUUCCUGUCAUCAUGAUGGUCGGCGGAAUCAUGAUGAAGGGCAUGUCCAAGUAUGGCACUGGGAGUCUGGAGUAUAUCGCAAAGGCAGGCAAUAUCGCGGAAGAGGUCAUCGGGAGUAUCAGGACUGUCCAUGCUUUUGGUAAAGAAAAGGUCUUGGGCGACAAGUUCAACCAUCAGAUCGAAUUGAGCCGGAAGAUGGGCAAGAAAGGGUCCAACUACGAAGGUAUCGGCUUGGGCAUCAUGUUUUUUGCCAUCUACGCGGCUUACGCGCUGGCCUUCUUCUAUGGUGGUGUGCUUGUCACGCAAGGCCGAGUCGACUCUGGAACAGUCAUCACCGUCUUCAUGUCCAUCCUCAUUGGUUCAUUUAGUAUGGCCAUGCUCGCUCCCGAGAUGGCAGCAGUCACCAAAGCUCGCGGUGCUGCCGCUAAACUGUACUCUACCAUCGACCGUGUCCCGCCUAUCGACUCGGCUAGCCCUGACGGCCUGACACCCGACUCUGUCAGGGGAGAGAUUAGUCUUGAGGGGGUCAAAUUCCAUUAUCCGUCGAGACCGGGCGUGCCCAUCCUUAAAGGUUUUACAACUACGUUUGAGGCUGGAAAGACUUUUGCGCUGGUCGGUGCGUCAGGAAGCGGCAAAAGUACAGUCAUCUCCCUUAUCGAACGAUUCUACGACCCCAUCGCUGGUACCGUCAAGCUCGACGGCAUCGACAUCAAAACGCUCAACCUCAAAUGGCUCCGCCAACAGAUCGGUCUCGUCUCCCAAGAACCCACCCUGUUUGGCACCACAGUCCGCGGCAACGUCGAACACGGUCUCAUCGGCUCCAAAUGGGAACACGCCUCCCCCGAAGAAAAGUUUGAGCUCGUCAAGAAAGCUUGUAUCGAUGCGAAUGCGCACGACUUUAUCAUGCGGCUUCCGGAGGGGUACGAGACGUCUGUAGGUGAGAGAGGGAUGUUGUUAUCGGGCGGGCAGAAGCAGAGGGUGGCGAUCGCUAGGGCCAUUGUAUCCGACCCGAGGAUCUUGUUGUUGGACGAGGCUACUUCGGCGUUGGAUACGCAGAGUGAGGGGAUUGUGCAGGAUGCCCUGGACAGGGCUUCUCGGGGGAGGACGACCAUUACCAUCGCUCAUCGCUUAUCUACAAUUCGAGAUGCCGAUAGGAUCUAUGUGAUGGGUGCCGGAGAGGUCCUCGAGGAAGGUUCUCACAACGAACUGUUAGCUACCGAAGGUAGUGUUUACGCCCAACUCGUCAACAACCAGAAACUCGCUCAAGAAGCAGCCGUCGAAGCUCUCACCCCUGGAGCAGAGCCCGUACAAACCGAGACUGAAGACGUCUUUGAGGACGAGAUCCCUCUCAAGCGGGCUGCGACUGGCAGGUCUUUGGAGAGUAUCGCCAUGGAUGGGGAACAGGCAAGGCGCAAGGCAGAGGCUGAAGAGGAUGACAAGCUGCCUUCGAGCUACAAGCUCUAUGCGAGGUUGCUCAAGAUCAACAAGGCUGAGAAGAGGACUUACUUUUAUGGCUUUUUGGGUGCUGUAUGCUCGGGGAUGGUCUACCCUUCGUUGGCUAUCCUGUUCGGCAAAACUUUGGCCGAUUUCGAGAUUACAAACUUUGGAGAGCUGCGACAUGCUCUUGACCGGAAAGCUUUGUAUUUCUUCAUCUCCGCCAUCGGUUCCGCACUGGUCAUGUUCCUGCAAGCUUCCGGAUUCUCACGUACUGGAUGGGAUUUGAACGCGACCUUGAGGCAGAAGCUGUUCCAUGCCGUUCUGAGACAUGAUAUCAGAUGGUUCGAUGAAGAGGAGAACUCUACUGGCGCUGUGACGUCCAACCUUGCCGACCAACCUCAAAAGGUCCAGGGUCUCUUUGGUCCCACACUCGGUACGAUAGUGCAAUCUUGUGCGACCUUGAUUGGCGGUUGCAUCAUCGGUCUCUGCUACGGCCCUCUCCUCGCUGUGAUUGGUAUCGCCUGUGUCCCGCUGCUCGUAUCUGGCGGUUGGCUUCGACUCAAGGUUGUCGUUCUCAAGGAUCAACGCAUGAAGAAGCUGCACGCUGCCAGUGCUCAUCUCGCUAGCGAGGCUGCCGGCGCAGUAAGGACUGUGGCGAGCCUUACGAGGGAAGAUGAUGUGGGGAGGAUUUACUCUAAUGCUUUGUUGGAGCCCAUGAAGGUCAACUUCAAGACGUCCAUCUACAGUCAAGCGUUCUAUGCGGCAAGUCAAGGUAUAACCUUCUUGAUUAUCGCUUUGGUCUUUUACAUCGGCGCCCUCUGGAUCAUCUCCGGGAGAUACAGCACUUCCACGUUCUUCACUGUCCUGAACUCUAUCGUCUUUGCGGCCAUACAAGCCGGUAACAUCUUUUCCUUUGUCCCCGACGCCUCCAAAGCCAACUCGUCUGCUGCCUCCAUCUUCCGCACCAUCGAUGACCGACCUUCUAUCGAUUCUAACUCGACCAAUGGCCAGUCACUCGGAGAGGGAGAGGUGGACGGUCAUGUCAGGAUUGAAGGUGUGCACUUCCGGUAUCCGACAAGGCCCGGAGUGAGAGUGUUGAGGGAUCUGAGUAUCGAUGUGCCCGCUGGGAGCUACAUUGCGCUUGUUGGGCCAUCUGGCUGCGGUAAAUCUACUACCAUUCAGAUGUUGGAACGCUUCUACAACCCCCUGGUCGGACGAGUUACUUUGGACGGAGUAGAUAUUAAGGACAUCAACGUUUCCAGCUACCGAAGUCAUAUCGCACUCGUUUCGCAAGAGCCGGCAAGUGCCAACAAGCCUAUGGAACAAGUCACUCAAGAAGAGAUCGACGCUGCCUGCCGAGAUGCCAACAUCUAUGACUUUAUCAUGUCGCUCCCUGACGGUUUCGACACUGAAGUCGGCGGCAAGGGCUCUCAACUUUCCGGUGGACAAAAGCAACGUCUUGCUAUCGCCCGUGCCCUCAUACGCAACCCCAAAGUGCUCCUCCUCGACGAAGCCACCUCUGCCCUGGAUAGUCAGUCAGAGAAGGUGGUACAGGAAGCGCUGGAUAAAGCUGCAAAGGGAAGGACGACGAUUGCCAUUGCGCAUAGACUGUCGAGUAUUCAGCAUUCAGAUCAGAUCUACUACUUUUCGGAGGGGAAGGUGGAGGAGCGGGGGACACAUCAGGAGCUCUUGGCUCUCAGAGGUGGAUACUACGAGUUGGUGCAAAUGCAGAAUCUGAGUAGGCAAUAG
Cryptococcus wingfieldii CBS 7118 is the source of this 4158-nucleotide messenger RNA. Its product is annotated as ATP-binding cassette, subfamily B (MDR/TAP), member 1. Lineage: Eukaryota; Fungi; Basidiomycota; Tremellomycetes; Tremellales; Cryptococcaceae. Gene Ontology annotation, molecular function: ATP hydrolysis activity; ATP binding; ABC-type transporter activity. Gene Ontology annotation, cellular component: membrane. Bases 1 to 4158 code for a protein of 1385 amino acids. Gene Ontology annotation, biological process: transmembrane transport. The transcript is spliced from 17 exons. The record is from RefSeq and is a predicted model, not a curated record.